Messenger RNA from Cryptomeria japonica (Japanese cedar), 1083 nucleotides. RefSeq lists its product as uncharacterized. The transcript has 5 exons. The coding region runs from base 110 to 934 and encodes 274 amino acids. Lineage: Eukaryota; Viridiplantae; Streptophyta; Pinopsida; Cupressales; Cupressaceae. The record is from RefSeq and is a predicted model, not a curated record.
GGAAUUCGUGAUUUCCAGAUUGCCACAGAUCACUUUGAUAUGGACCUCAUGAUUAGAGGAGUAGUAUAAAAUGGUAAGAUGAGUUGGAUUGAAGUAGUGGGAAGUAAGCAUGGCAGCGGGAGUUUGUCUAACUAGAUGUACUUACCGCCUUCCUCUUUAUGGCCUUGUGCGGAAGAGACCCAUUACAUUCUGCUCGGUCAAGGAGGAUGAGCAACAAGAGCAAGAGAGGAGUGAAAGGAAACCAAUAUUUGUUGCUGGUGCUACAGGAAAGACAGGCAAGCGGAUUGUAACCCAGCUGUUAGAGAGAGGGUUUAAAGUGAAGGCUGGUGUAUUGGACGUUGAAAGAGCCAGCAGUAGCCUGCCCACUCACAACUCCCUUCAAAUUGUGAAGGCAGAUGUGACAGAGGGAGCAGCUAAGCUGAGUGAUGCCAUAGGUGAUUGCGAAGCUGUUAUCUGUGCUACAGGUUUUCGUCCGUCAUUAGAUUUUCUUGUACCUUGGAAGGUUGAUAACUUUGGAACAGUGAGUCUAGUAGAUGCAUGCCAGAGUAUUGGUAUCAAUAGAUUUAUUCUUAUUAGUUCCAUCCUAGUGAAUGGUGCAGCAACUGGACAGAUAUUUAAUCCUGCAUAUAUUGUGCUCAAUAUCUUUGGCUUGACACUAAUAGCAAAGCUGCAAGCAGAGCAAUACAUUAGAAAGUCCGGAAUCAACUUUACCAUCAUUAGGCCAGGAGGCCUGAGGGAUGACCCUCCAAGCGGAAAUAUUGUUAUGGAACCCGAGGACAAGCUUUUUGAAGGCUCCAUAUCACGAGAUCAGGUUGCUCUUGUUGCUGUAGAAUCUCUCCUAUAUCCAGAGGCAUCAUACAAGGUUGUGGAAAUCGUUUCCCAAGCAAAUGCUCCUAAAAAACCUCUACAAGAACUUUUUUCACAGAUCAAAUAAGGUCGGCUACUUUGGAUGUCAUAAUGAAAAAUUCAUUGAAAUUAUUUUGUUUGCACUGUUGUUUUAAUGCCACUUUUGCAUAGCAUCUUUGCAAAAGGUAUCCAUUCAAAUUAUUUUUUGAAAAAUUUAAUGUUAUUCAGGUUUCUACA